AUGCUAGCAAGAAUUCAGAACCUAACCAACGGCGUGGUGUCCAAGGCCAAGGCUUACACCACUAAGUCCGUCUACUACUCAAAAGUUGUCGGAGAGCUUUCAAAGCAGGUUUACCUAAAAGAAAAACUACAGCCUCCUUCCAUCGGUGAUUUUCAAAGUGUCUACACAAGCUUGUACAAACAGGCAUUGAGUCUGGCAUUGAAGCCUAAACAGUCCUUAAACGUGUUCAAGAACGUCCAAAAAGACGAUUUGGUCAAGUACGGCGCAUACGGCGUUCAAUUGGCUGGUCUUUACUCGCUGGGUGAGGUGAUUGGCAGAAGAAAGGUGGUCGGAUACACCAACUACGCUGCCCACCAUUAA
This is a messenger RNA of Lachancea meyersii CBS 8951, 360 nucleotides long. The record is from the annotation of a GenBank genome assembly. Lineage: Eukaryota; Fungi; Ascomycota; Saccharomycetes; Saccharomycetales; Saccharomycetaceae.